Kogia breviceps (pygmy sperm whale) is the source of this 849-nucleotide messenger RNA. Lineage: Eukaryota; Metazoa; Chordata; Mammalia; Artiodactyla; Physeteridae. The record is from RefSeq and is a predicted model, not a curated record.
AUGGUUCGGGGUCAAGGUGAACAGGAGAAGCCCAUGCGGGAACUUCGCAUCUGCAAGCUCUGCCUCAACAUCUGUGUGGGGGGAGAGUGGAGACAGACCAACGGGGUAGCCAAGGUGCUGGAGCAGCUCACAGGCCAGACCCCUGUGUUCUCCAAAGCUAGAUACACUGUCAGAUCCUUUGGCAUCAGGAGAAAUGAAAAGAUUGCCGUCCACUGCACAGUCUGUGAGGCCAACGCAGAAGAAAUCCUGAAGGAAGAUCUAAAGGUGCGAGAGUGCCAAUUAAGAAAAAAUAACUUCUCAGGUACUGGAAACUUUGGUUUGGGGAUCCGAGAACACAUCAAUCUGGGGAUCAAAUAUGACCCAAGCAUUGGCAUCUACGGCCUAAACUUCUACGUGGUGCUGGGCAGGCCAGGUUUCAGCAUAACAGACAAGAAGUGCAGGAUAGGCUGCAUUGGAGCCAAACACCUAAUCAGCAAAGGGGAGGCCAUGUGCUGGUUUCAGGAGAAGUAUGAUGGGAUCAUCCUUCCUGGCAAAUAAAUUCCCGUUUCAAUCCAGAAGGCCAAUAAAAAGUUUUCAGUGAAAUGUAAAAAACAAAGAGACAAACAAAAAACAACCCAAAAAACCAAAACCUUGAAUCUGAAGUUCCUAAGUGGGGAAAGGUCUAUUUAGCUCCCAGCAUGGACCACCUGUGAAAGGAGAUUCAAAGAUUGUGACCUCGGGCUUCCCUGGUGGCGCAGUGGUUGAGAAUCCGCCUGCCGAUGCAGGGGACGCGGGUUCGUGCCCCGGUCCGGGAGGAUCCCACAUGCCACGGAGCGGCUGGGCCCGUGAGCCAUGGCCGCUGAGCCUGCG